AUCUCCACAAAUAUCAAAAAAAAAAAAAAGCUGGACUAAAUAAUUAUUUCUUAUCGUUGAACACUAGUUUAAUAAGAUUUUCUUCCCACAUAUGCUGACUUACUCAGUUACUUGUCGUUAUAUACAAGGAAAGAUAUCAAUUAAGCAAUAAUUUGUUUGUUAAACUGAUGAUAUUCUGAAGCUAUCUGAGAACAGUUGGAACAUUAAAAGUUGGAAAUAUAUAAUAGUUGCCAACAAAGACCAGAAUUAAAAUCAACUACCUGUUAUCUAAGUUGACAAUUCAAAGAUGGUUUUUAGGUAAUAUUGAUGGAUUGCUUUGAAAAGUAAACGAAAACGAACUUUGAGAUCAAAACACAAGUGAAACGAAAAGGUAUAUAAAUUAUAAAAUAAACAAACAAAUCUUGUGAUGAAUUUAGACUAUAUACAUAUAGUUAUGGAUUAUCAUAUGUUUCAAUUUAAGAAAAAUGACAAUAACUAGAUUAACCAUAACUCUUUAUAUAUUACAACAAAAUUCUAUAAAUUAAUACUCGAUAAAUUAAUAAACUUAAUAAAUUAAUAAAUUUCACAAGUUCUAAAUAAGGUCAUGUAAAAUAUGAUACAAUUCGGAAAGAUAAUAAGAUAAUAAAUUUUUAAAAAUAUUAUGUAAAUAUAUUGUCCCAAUGUAAAUAUAAAUAAUAUAUUGAUAUUUUGAGUCUAUUUUGAUCUUUUCUUAACACAUCAAAAUAUUUGAUGUUAUUUGAUUACCAAAUAAUCGAAAAAGAAUUAUAUAAAAUUUUUAUCUAUAAAAUUUAAUCAAUACAUAUACCGCAAAAUCAAAGUAUUUUUUUUUAUUUAUACAUUAAACACAUACAUCAAAAUACAAAAAUCUAAAAAUUAUUUUUUUGUACAUAUUUCUAUGAAUUAAAAAAAUAUUGUAAUCUCAACAUUAUUAAUUUAUAGAGUUUGUAUUGUAGUUAGUUUUGUCUCUAACUAACUAUGUGAAAUUUCAUUCAUUCAGUAACAUUUUCUUUCACGUUUAAGCGUGAAUAAUUGCGAAAACAACAUUCACGAAGUGGCCUUUGAUACCAUGUUAAAUUCAGAGUUAUCAUAAACUUAUAAAUUAAAAUAAAUCGGAAAUAAAUAGAUUAACUUUAACUCCUUAUAUAUUAUUUAGUUAAUUUUUUUCAAUUACCUAUAUGAGACUUUCACAUUUUCUUUACAUAACUUGUAAAAUGUAUCUGCUUACAAAUUACAACGGUCAAAAUCACAAAUGUGUUUUUUAUCAUAAAUUUUGUUAAAUGGAAAAUUGUUGACCAAAUUGAAAAUAUUACACAUGGUUGGUUGGUUUAGAAGCAAGGGAACAUUGGUGGUGGUGAUGGUGAUGCAUAUUUAAAUCCAAUGUUUGCUGAGAGGAUGAAAUCUCCACCAUAAUUUUUUUUGGUUAUGCAUUUAUAACAUGUUAUUUCAAUUCCUGUGUUAACGGUGAUGGUUCUUCGACUUAUUCUUCUGGUUGAAUUUACGUAUAUAUCUAGUUGGGAAAGUGGAGUUGGAGCAUUAUUUGGUUUGUAGAUAAGUGUUGGAGCAGGAUUUGAACCAAGCACUGGUGACCGAUCUGAUGUUGAUGGUGUUUCAGUGGUCUCACAGUUUCCCUUCAAAAUCAUUGUAUCGUAUGUCAAGGAUCAGCAAAUACGGCCAAGAGAGGGCAUCUGCCUGAAACAGACUAGCAAAAUGGUUGCUGCUGCCGUCGAAUUUUUACAUCAAUUCCAGUUUUGAAAGGUUUUUUUGGAACAACUCUGCAAAAUCUAUUAGAAUUAACUUGAAACAAAACGACAAUAAUCAAACCUAUUUCAGGGGACAAAUACUUGGCUAUGUCUGCAUGGUUCAUAUCAAUUUUCCACCAUAACCAUUAUGUGUGGCCGUGGGCCAUCAAAUGCCGGCGCGGAGCACACACAUUUGUAAGAACACACGUUUGGAGCAACCCAAUAAGCUAAUGUGUUGAAGGGAUCGAAGUACGUUGCUUUUCAAGCUUGAAGGGCUAUAACUAUAAGCCCUCUUAAAUCAGUUAUCAAAUUUGAGGUUUAAAUUGAAUUAAUAAUCCAUAUGGCACAAAGAUCACCGUUUUCCGAUAAAAGCCAAAAGUUGGCGUCUGGUAAGAACCAAAGCUUCUUCGUCAUGAGAACUAGGUCUGGGCAUUUCAAGUAUCGGUUUGGUUCAAAUAUUUCAGCUAUUAGGUAGUUCAGGUAGGGAAUUAGAGAAUCCAUUUACUAUUUGACUUAUUUCAGUUCAGAUAGUUCCGGGUUCGGUUCGGCUAAUAAAACUAGGAACCGAAAAUACAUGGAAAAAACUCAGUUCACAUUUGGUUUCGGUUCCGGUUCAGUUAUUUGGGAUGGUUCGGAUAAUUCGGGUAAAAUAUCAGAUACUUCGGGUAAAAUAUCAGAUAUUUUGGGUAAAAUAUCGAAUAAUUAGGAUGAUUCGGGUAUUUUAUAAUAAUUUAUUUUUAAAAAAAUAUUUUAGUAUACUUUUUAAUAGAUUUUUAAAUUAUAAAUAUAUAUAUUUAAUUAUUUUAUACAUAUAUAUAAUUAAUAUUUUAGUAUAUCCGGAUACCCGUUCGGUCUUUGGCUCCGGUUAGAUUCAGUUAUCUCGGAUAUAGAAAUAAGAACCGUUUGAGUAUUUGAGAAUUUUGGUCUGGUUUCAGUUUUGGGUAUUUCGAUUUGACUCCGGUUUGGUUCGGUUUGGUUCUUCGGUUCCGUUUUUUUUGGCCGAGGCCUAAUGAGAACGGUAACAGAAUGUGUAAUGACAAAUAUAAUAAGAAGAAGAGGAGAAGGAAACAGCCAUAAUAAGGCUUCUCCAUUGUCAUUCGAGUCAUGGUGAUGAAAAAACUUUGAAAUGACUCGAUGAUUUCAAUAGAUACUUGAUGUGGACAAAAAGACUAUGAUGAAAGAAAAGCAAACAGAAACCACCUAUUUUUUCUUUUCUACUUUUCACAAUACGAAAAUUAUAUAGACUAAUGAUUUAAAGAUUUUUAAAAUUCCUUGACAAUGCCUUUAGAAGUUUUGUUUGUGUUACUACCACUAGCCAUGGACGUUCAGAUACCCAUUCGGAUUCAUAUCGGGUGUUUUGGGUUUUAGGGGUUUUGGAUGGAGAGGUAUAGAACCCGUUCGAGUUAUUUUAUACUUUGGAUCGGGUUCGGAUUUUUAAGGUUCGGGUUCGAGUUAUUUUGGGUAUAACCGAACUGUAUAACAAAUAAAAAAAUUCUAUGUAUCCUUGAUUUGACUUUGUGAGACCAUAAACAAUAUUGUUGAAGUUAGAAGAUUGAACAGCUUAAUAUAAGAUUUAUUAUCUUUUUCUGAUUUGUUAUUACGUUGAGGAACACGAGUCUAUAUUCUUUUUCUUCGUAUAAUUUAUAUUUGUAUUAUCUUGAAUAGAAAAUGGUAAAGAAUCUAUCUAUUCAUAUAUCAAAAGCAGAGAGACAUCAAAAUCAAAUAGAAAUCAUACCUGAAUAAUCAUGAAUGUUUGAGCUUAUGCUUGUGUAAAUAGCACAGAGAAAACAAAUCGCAAAUCCUACUUGUAAUCAAACAUAAAUCAAAAUCGCAAAGUAUAGUGAUUCAUACAUGUUAUCGGUCAUAAAAUGAGUAUAAAUAUGUACUGAACAUAUACGUUGAAGAAAGAGAAGACGGAAAAAUGAAUGGGAAUGGAAGAUGUAAGUUUAGGGUUAAUAUAAAUAAAUAUAUAUAUAUAUAUAUUAGGAUACUUCGGGUAAUUGGUUCAGGUAUCGGAUAUAACCAAUCGGGUACGGGUAUCCGGACUAGUGUAAUCCUAAACUUGUUCGGGUUUUAUUAACUUCGGUUUGGUUUUCAGUUCAGAUUUUUCGGACCGGUUCAGGUUCGGGUUUCGAUUAAUAUGCCCACACCUAACUACCACAUUCAAAUUUUAAACGACCGAUACUUUUACACACUGGAAAAAAAGGUAAGAAACUUUUUUCGUGUUGUGAACAUGUUUCUUCUUGUUGGCGUUUGUGUUUUGCACUUUUAAAAACGCUAAAACAAAUACAAAUAUUUUGUCCUAUAAUUGCUGAUACUAUGGACUGUUUCUUUUGUAAUCAUGAUGGGAACUGUUUCUUAUAAAAAGAUGGGAUAAAGUAAACUAACAAAAUAAAACGUCAAAAUCCGUUUAGAUAUACGAAUUGCUGGAAAAAAUUGUUAAGACAAAGUCUUUAUUAGUAGUAUAGCACUAAAAGAAAAUUUUCAAGGAUAUCAAAAAAAUGAUUUCAUCUAGUACACUAUAUCUGUUUCUAUAAUUCCUUUUAAGAAUUAUCAAGUAAUAUACUUGUGAUGACAUAAACAUAAGAAUUGUUCAAUUUGUCAACACCUUGUUAUUUAGUUCUACUAUAUAACUGUUUUGUAAAGGCAAAUAUAUUUUCAUCACAACCUCCCAAUAACUUGAAAAUAAUGGAGAGCAAAACCAACAAAUACUUAGCCCUGAUUCUUGUUACAUUCUUGAUCAGUCUUUACUACCAUCCCAUCUCCGCCACACCACAACAUGGCCAUGCCCAUUUCGUGCUGGUUCAUGGGGCCGGUCACGGAGCUUGGUGUUGGUAUAAACUCAUACCAAUGUUGAAAUCUCAAGGACACAACGUAACUGCAGUUGACUUGGCUGCAUCCGGGAUCGAUCUAAGUCGGGCUGAAACUAUCUUGUCGAUCAACGAGUAUAUUAAGCCACUGAUGGACCUAAUGAAUAGUCUAAACGUGGAUGAGAAGGUGAUUCUGGUGGCACAUAGUUUUGGUGGGCUUGCUAUUUCCAAGGCCAUGGAGUUAUUCCAUGAUAAGGUUCAUAUGGCUAUUUUCGUUACUGCCCUAAUGCCUGGCCCAACCUUCAAUUUCACGUUUCUUUCUAAAGGGUUGGUGAGGUGGCAAGCUCCAUUACUAGACAUGAAGUUUAUAUUUGGAGAUGGGCCUAAUAAACCUCCUACUCUUUCCAUUGGAGGUCCACUUUUCCUUUCUUUAAAUAUGUAUGACCUUAGUCCAAGAGAGGACGUUGAAUUGGCGGGUGCAUUGGUUCGGCCACAGCGCUUAUUCAGCAACGAAGAUAUAGACACAAGUCUUGUGCUCACGCCCGAGAGAUACGGAUCGGUAAAUCGGAUCUUUGUAGUGUCCGAGAAAGACAAAACAUUGAUGAAAGAGUUCCAACUCUGGAUGAUCAAGAACAAUCCUCCUAAUCAUGUGGAGCAUAUCCAGGAUUCUGAUCAUAUGGUCAUGAUUUCCAGGCCGUUGGAUCUCGGUGACCGUCUUUUAUCUUUGGCUAAGAAGUUCGCUUGAAAAUAUUUGACAUUUGAUUCAACAUUUUGUUGCGAGUUCUUAUGGUUAUCAGUUCUACUAUUCUUGUGUGAGUAUUUAUAUUUUGUAUGUGAUCAUCACUCUGUAUUUGGUUUGACUUUUUUUGUGCACGUGGUUUGACUUUUCAACAUUUGCAACUUCAGCUAAAUUAUUUCAUAAAACUAAUCAAAGUAAGUCGAACACUUUAAUUAGCCUGCCAUUAUGGAAUAGGGAUCAUGAGAAGGCUAAAAUCUAAUGAAUCGAAAUUUAUUACUUACAAAACACUCGCUAUUUUCCCUGAAAAACUAGUCAUAUAAAAAAGAAAUUAAUAUGUAAAUUUAAAUUGGAAGAAAUUGACUUAACAAAUCUAUUAAAUAAGCUUGAACAUGGAUACAUAUUUCAUCUGUGAUCUAAUUCGUGUCAAGAACACGCUCCCUAUUCAAAUCCAGUCGUUCUAAAGUUUUGAGACAUUUUUAAGAAACAAAUUAACUUAAUUCACGCACCUAACUAUCGAUUCGCAGCAUUGUUUCUCCAUAGAAAGUGAUUCUUCUUUCUCUGUAAAACUUUGAUUAUUUGGAAAAAACUGUCAAUAAUAGAUAACGAAUAUAGCCAGUUUUGAAAGUUGUAACUGCAGUUUUUUAAGUGUGCUUAUAAGAUUGGAAUGAUCUUAAAGACAGUUAAAGCGAUUUAAUAGUAAAAAAGUUUUAUAAACAUUGACGAUUUGAUUCAUCUGUAACUCUUCAAGAUUCUUAUAUACACAAACCAACAACUUCCAAAACGCCACAUGGCACGAGAGCUACUAACUUUAACGAGGCCAAAACCCAAAAAAAAA
This is a messenger RNA of Brassica rapa (field mustard), 6123 nucleotides long. Its product is annotated as methylesterase 3. Gene Ontology annotation, molecular function: methyl salicylate esterase activity; methyl jasmonate esterase activity; methyl indole-3-acetate esterase activity. Gene Ontology annotation, biological process: jasmonic acid metabolic process; salicylic acid metabolic process. Lineage: Eukaryota; Viridiplantae; Streptophyta; Magnoliopsida; Brassicales; Brassicaceae. The record is from RefSeq and is a predicted model, not a curated record.